This is a messenger RNA of Homarus americanus (American lobster), 1881 nucleotides long. RefSeq lists its product as uncharacterized. The transcript has 3 exons. Bases 184 to 906 code for a protein of 240 amino acids. The record is from RefSeq and is a predicted model, not a curated record. Gene Ontology annotation, biological process: regulation of DNA-templated transcription. Gene Ontology annotation, molecular function: DNA binding. Lineage: Eukaryota; Metazoa; Arthropoda; Malacostraca; Decapoda; Nephropidae.
GGCGUGCAGACGGCAGGAGUUGGAGUUCAGUCACGGACACGGACGCAGUACUUCGCGUGACACGGGAUUUAGCGGGCAUAGCACGUUACCGCUCCGCCGGUUGUAACGACCAGCAGAUAGACGGGAUUUACCUAUCCUGUCAGCAUCGUUUCUCAUUCUAGUCAAUAAUUUUAAGUGUACAGUAUGCCGGUACCAGUGUCACCACGCAAAAAUGAUUCUAGUCAGGGUGUGGAUGCAUCAACGCCUGAGGUAGGGGCAGAUCCAGUACAGGAAUCAGCUCAAUCGCCAGCCAUCCCUCCCAGCCUCAAUGAGGAGGAGGAAAUAGUUGAUCCUGAUGUUGUGGCUGGCUACCAGGACUGUUUGAAGGAAACAUUGAGGUUUUUAUUAGAGGAGGAGCAUCUGCCAGAGGACCAUCCAGUGGUGACUGGCCUCGCUGCACAUCUAACUCGAGAACAUGCCCAUGUGGAACUCACAAAACUCUCCCACCAGCUGUCCAGUGCUAUUGUGGAUGCACAUAAUACCCCAUCUAAUGUGCUAGUAGAGGAAGCUCCUUCAGCCAAUAAUGCUACUGCCUUGAGAGUGCCAAUGACAUUAAAUGCAGGGUUUGAAGUAACAUUAGUUGAAGAUAAUAGUGAAGAUGAAGAAAUUGUAGUGUUAGAUGAUAAUGAAGCAAUGGAUGAAGAUGAGUUUGAAUAUAUUAACAUUGAGGAAUUGAGUGACAGUGAAGAUAACAGUGAAUAUGAAAUAGAAGGUGAACUGGAGGAAGCAAGAGUAACAGAGGCACUUAUAACUGAUCCAGAACUACAGCGACAGUUAAUACGGUUUGUGUAUCAGGGCUGUGAUCUUUUUGCUGCACCACAGCCCAUCAAUCCAGCAUCUUACCAAGGAAUGGUACUACAACUGUGAUGUUUUUCACUAGGUUAUUGUUAAUAUACAUCACACCUUGGAGGGUACUUGCAAGAUACUGUAGUAAACUUUUAACUGCCUGAAAUGGUUGGAACGUGUUUAAAUCCAAUUUAUUUUACUUCAAAUUAGUACAAACCUAAUACAGUAUAGCUAUUUCCUAUAUGCAAUCAGGUGCUUUUUCUCCAAAGAAAAAGCACACACUGAGGAAAUAUGUAAUUAGUCAACUACAGUACUAUACAAAUUUAGCUACUGAUCUCAUUAUCUGUGCUUCCUAGUAUUUAGUUUUAUCAUAACUUUGAAAAGCAGUUUUCUUUGAAUUACCUCAUUCGUAUCAAAUCUCUCGCAAAGAUACUGAUUGAAAUUUAUACCUUUAACAUUAAUAUUUUUUUUUUUUGCCUUGUUAUUGAACUUUCAAUUUCUGAUACAGUACUCCAUUCAAUGAUAGAUCUUCCUUUACUGGAAAAAUAUGAAACUCUUGGCAAUAAAUACAUAAUCCAAACCAAAUUACUGUACUGAACUUUCAAAUGAAAUACAGUAGUUUAUUGUAUAUUAGCUGCAAACGUCAUUGUAAAUCACAUAAAUCAUUACAAAUUUAGGUGAAUAUUCUCAUACUGAUUUAAAGUCACUGAUACAUGCUGGCAAUGUUGAUUGACACUGCCUUCACCCCAAGAUUCUCCUACUGGUUUAGUGGAACUGAAAUAUCAGUGUUUUAUCUCCAGCACAUAGGAACACUAACUUUGAAUGUUUCUCUUGUACCUGUUCAAACAACAAAGUCAAUAUUUUUAAUAGUGAGUUUAAAGGUUGCACAUCUAAGGCACUGACUGCUGAUAUUCACCUCUUUCCAGAACAUCAUGCCAAAUGACUUAUAUAUCAGAAACUUUGAUAAUCUCAGCAGAAAAGGAGUUUUUGUACACAAAAAAGUGAUGUCUACAAGCAGACAAAAUUAUGACCUGUAUGGACACCUUUCCAUCAUGU